This is a messenger RNA of Aspergillus saccharolyticus JOP 1030-1, 1998 nucleotides long. RefSeq names its product pyridoxal phosphate-dependent aminotransferase. The transcript has 8 exons. The record is from RefSeq and is a predicted model, not a curated record. Bases 1 to 1998 code for a protein of 665 amino acids. Gene Ontology annotation, biological process: biosynthetic process; amino acid metabolic process. Lineage: Eukaryota; Fungi; Ascomycota; Eurotiomycetes; Eurotiales; Aspergillaceae. Gene Ontology annotation, molecular function: transaminase activity; pyridoxal phosphate binding.
AUGCAGCGUACCCCCGAUGUGAGCAUUGGCUACCGGCUCGAAGUCGGCACGACGGUGACCUUCAUCUGCGCCUGCAUCGUGGUCAGCCUGCGGGGCGUGGCGCGCAGCAUCUACGCGAAGCUGAGCUGGGAUGACUACCUGAUGCUCUUCGCGGUGGUACAAGCGCUCAUCGCCACGGUCUUCGACUACCUCGCCGUCAACCACGGGCUCGGCCGCCACCUCAUCUACCUCCAGAAGACCGCCGCCGUGCAGGCCAUGUAUUACGACUUGCUGUCGCAGGUCUUCUGCAUCAACGCGCUGAGCUGCGCCAAGAUCUCCAUCUGUCUCUCCUACCUGCGGAUACUAAAGGGCACGCGUCACAGCGUGCUGCGCGUCACCUGCUAUCUGACCGCGUUUCUGGUCUUCGCCGUGAACACCGUGGUGAUCAUUUCCUUCCGCACCAACAAACUCCUCCUCUGCGGCCUGAUGGGUCUCGGCGUGAUAACGGGGGUGUUCGCCACCAUCCGCACCAUCGAAUCCGGCCUCGGGCUGAAGAACGGCACCAGCGACGCCUCCUACACGACGGUCAUGGGCCUGAUGUGGGCCGGUAUGGAGCGCAACAUCGCCAUGAUGAUCGCCAGCGUGCCUGCGCUCCGGCCGCUGACGACCCCGCUGGCGAGGUGGACCUCGCAGACGAUCUCGUAUCUGGGCGUGGGCUCGAGUAGUAAGACCCAGCAGACGUAUGAGCUGGGGGGUUCCGGGGCGUCGCAGCGGAAGUCGGUGAGCAACGUCUUGCUGUCCACUCGGGGUGGGCUGAAUCUCACCCAAGUCCUCGCCCGGAUCCCGCCACAGUUGCUCAAUCCCAUCGAGCGUCGCGAUGAGAUUGAUUUGUCAAUGGCUGAGAACCGGGUCAUCAGGGCGGAAGUUCUGCAACUGGCCCGGUCUGCCAUCGAGACGAGCCUGCGAUCCCAAGGGUUUUUCGGGGACGCAGGCUUGCUGGAGCUUCUCGCCGGUGUCUUUCAGAACCACUUUCGCCCCUACGCCUCCGUGCACCCCGACCAUAUCGCCGUCACAGCCGGUGCGGCCGCCGGGCUGGACGCGCUGCUGUACAAUAUCUGCAACCCGGGCGACGGGGUGCUCGUCCCCUGCCCCUACUGGAAUGGCUACGAUGCCCUGUUCACUCUCCAUUCCGAGGUUCGCCCCGUUGGGGUCGUGCUGCCUUCCUUCGAAGAAUCCUUCGGUCCGGGAUUCCUGGCGGCGCUGGACGACUCCUACCGCCACGCCCCCGGCCCCAUCAAGGCGCUGGUGCUGGCGAACCCGCACAAUCCUCUGGGACGGCCGUACUCCCAAUCGAUCCUGGAGCAGUGCAUGUCGUUCUGUCAAGCCCGCAAUCUUCAUCUCAUCUCCGACGAGGUGUUCGGUCUCAGCCACUUCCCCAGCCCGGACUUCCAGGCCCCACCGCCGUUCACCUCCUGUCUCAGCAUUGAUCCCAACACCGUCGGAUGCGAUCCGGCGCGCGUGCACGUGGUCUGGAGCAUGAGCAAGGAUCUGGCCGCCAGCGGGGUCCGACUGGGCUGCGUGGUGACGCGCAACCGUCCCCUGCGCAACGUGGUGGGCCUCGUCGCCUCCGUUCACGUCUCGGGGCUCUCGACGGUGUUUGCCAAGGAGGUUCUGGCCUCGUCGCAACUGCCCGACCUCCUGGCGCGGAGUGCCACACGGCUGGCGGAUGCCUACACCACGCUGACGACCGCGUUCCGGGCGGCUGGCAUCGAGUACUUCCCAUGCCACGCCACCGUCUUCGUGCUGGCGCGGCUGGCCCCGCAGGCCACGAGCUGGGAUGAGGAGAUGCUGGCCCUUCACGCGUACCGGCAGGCGGGGGUCGUGGUCGUGCCCGGCAGGGCGUAUCAUCUGUCCGACGGGCAGGCGGGCUGGAUGCGGGUGACGUUUGCCAUGGAGGCGGAGGCAUUGGCUGAGGGGAUUAGGAGGAUUGAAAGGGUGUAUCGGACACUCAUGGCAUGA